Plasmopara halstedii is the source of this 1164-nucleotide messenger RNA. RefSeq lists its product as uncharacterized. The transcript has a single exon. The record is from RefSeq and is a predicted model, not a curated record. Bases 188 to 589 code for a protein of 133 amino acids. Lineage: Eukaryota; Oomycota; Peronosporomycetes; Peronosporales; Peronosporaceae.
AGGUCAUAGAAUAUCACGCCGGCAGGUCAUUUCAUGAGAUUAGUUUGGACUAGUUUUUGAUGUCACAGUCAAAUCAUUAAAUAUGAAGAAUCUAAAAAACAUAAGCAAGUAUCUGGUACAGCUUGGGGACAGUUGAGUAUCCUUCGUAUAGUGCGGAUUUUCUGUCAAAAAAUGUUAGUAAUAUACAAUGAAUCGCGUACCAAGUGGAGAGCUCAAAACCAAUUUAACUAACGAACUAAGGAUGAUCGUUGAAUCUACGCUUUUAAGAUCCGAUAAAUUGCCGUUUUCGAUGAUUUUGUCAUCCUGCCAGCCCAAAGCCUUGAGGCUUCUUACAGACGAAAAGCUAUCAAAGCUACUUGUUGGAAAUGAAAGUAUACUCACCCAGAGCCCGAAGAAGUUUUUUCUUGCAUUGGUAAGCCCACACGCGACCACCCUCUGUCGUCCGAGUCGAUGCAUCUACCUUUCUGAUUGGCUUAUCAAGGUCAGUUGCCUGAGUCUUCCGGGGCGAUCAUGGAUGAUGAAAUUUUCCAUGAUGACUAUCAGCUCAGAAACGUUGAGAUCGGCGUUAUCGCCAUCGCUACAGAAAUAAUGCAUGGGUUGAAAUUGAACACGUUUUUGUAGUAAUCGAAUUAAAAUAUGCUUAAACUCUUUCACCAAUAGUUGGUUGCAGUGCAUAUCCACAGUUGGAGACUUAAGCUGCUUGGACUGUUAUACUUCAUAUCUCCUAUCAGCUCAUUAUAAAGUGUCUCUGAUGGCAUCGCGAUAAUAAUAACUACUCGGUUAGAUGGGCUGAGACGGCGAUGAAGCACCAUCGAUUCUAUCCAAUCGUACAGCUUGACCUCGCAUUAAAGUAGAUCUGCUUGACUCGAUCAUUGGGGCAGGGUCGGUUGUUUCGUUUCAAUCUCCGAUCUAAUGUCAUCGACAUGGCUGUACAACCAAUGUUGUCGCCGAAUAUAGCAGCGGCACUCUACGUAAUCGAUCCCAGUGCUGAUUCUGUAGCUCCCUAUCUGUCCUGAGGCGAUACAAGUGCUUGUUGUACCUCCCUGUCGUAGUUAGGAUGAUCGAGGUCGAUUUUUUUAGUCCAAAACGAAAGUCGUAUUUUGUAAUAUUUAUUAUUCAUGAAGCAUUCGCUGCUGACGCACUUGUUCCAUCAUGGCGUCCAGA